GAGAACAGUGUUGCAUGGCGUGUGUCUAUGUGCAUGCAUUCGCGGGGGUAGGAUACUCCGUCCUCAGCAUUCGCUUGUGAUCAGAAGAAAACAGGAUAUGUCCAUAGCUGGAGGAGUGACAACGCUAGCCGAGUGGGGCUCACCUGCUGGUGAUCUUUGCAGAGGCAUUUGAGGAUUAUUCAGCUCCAGAAGGUCUGUGCGAGGAAUGCUAUCUCUGCCGUGGCUGAAAAUAGAAGGUGCCUACCCUUACCCAUCUUGAUUAUUGCCACCAAAAGGACCUCUUUGCCACCACUAUAGAAAGAAGAAAUUGCUGCCACCGACAAGGUGAUGAGGAUUAUGAUCACAUGUGCAGCUCUGCAUAGCUGUCCACUUGGAGAUGAUGGUGACUCCUUAGAGAACAUACGCAAAGCCCUGGUUAACCAUCAGCACAGUGCUCCUUUCAUCCUAAAAGUCUGAUAACUGCUUUUCACCAGCUUUCCGGUUUUGUUUCAUCAUGUUGUCUCUACCAGCCUAAACCAUUUCCUAAAAUGGUCCUUCUGCUGGUCCUUGCAUUCCUGUUAUUGAAGGAAGAUGUCCAUGGGAACUUUGGGCUAUUGGUUUCUGCACAGGCCAAUGAAAGAAGAGUGGUUGCACACAUGCCUGGUGAUAUUAUCAUUGGAGCUCUAUUCUCUGUCCACCAUCAACCAACCGUUGAUAAGGUUCAUGAGAGGAAAUGUGGAGAGGUAAGAGAGCAGUAUGGCAUUCAAAGAGUAGAGGCAAUGCUACACACCCUUGACAGAAUUAAUUUGGACCCCACACUGUUGCCAAAUAUAACCCUUGGAUGUGAAAUAAGGGACUCUUGCUGGCAUUCUGCUGUGGCUCUGGAGCAGAGCAUUGAGUUUAUAAGGGACUCUCUAAUUUCAUCAGAAGAAGAGGAAGGGAUGGUGCGAUGUGUGGAUGGAUCUUCAUCGUCUUUCCGCUCCAAGAAACCCAUUGUUGGUGUAAUUGGACCCGGCUCUAGCUCAGUUGCUAUCCAGGUCCAGAACCUGUUGCAGCUUUUCAAUAUACCUCAGAUUGCUUAUUCUGCCACAAGCAUGGACCUAAGUGACAAAACUCUGUUCAAGUAUUUUAUGAGAGUUGUGCCAUCUGAUGCACAGCAAGCACGAGCUAUGGUGGACAUUGUCAAGCGCUAUAACUGGACCUAUGUUUCUGCUGUACAUACUGAAGGAAACUACGGAGAGAGUGGAAUGGAAGCUUUCAAAGAUAUGGCAGCUAAGGAAGGGAUCUGCAUUGCACAUUCCUACAAGAUCUAUAGCAAUGCUGGUGAACAGAGCUUUGACAAGCUGCUGCGAAAGCUUCGGAGCCACCUGCCCAAGGCAAGGGUUGUUGCCUGCUUCUGUGAAGGCAUGACUGUGAGAGGGCUCUUAAUGGCUAUGAGGCGCCUGGGACUUGCUGGAGAAUUUUUGCUGCUGGGCAGUGAUGGCUGGGCAGACAGGUACGAUGUGACAGAGGGGUAUCAGCGUGAAGCUGUUGGUGGAAUAACAAUCAAACUCCAGUCUCCUGAUGUGAAAUGGUUUGAUGACUACUACCUACAGCUGCGGCCAGAAACCAAUCACCGAAAUCCAUGGUUUCAGGAAUUUUGGCAGCACAGAUUCCAGUGCCGGUUGGAAGGGUUUCCUCAAGAGAACCCUAAAUACAACAAGACUUGCACAAGCCAGAUGACUCUGAGGACACAGCAUGUUCAGGACUCCAAGAUGGGCUUUGUCAUCAACGCCAUAUACUCGAUGGCGUACGGCCUCCACAACAUGCAGGUGUCACUGUGCCCUGGUUACGUGGGCCUCUGUGAUGCCAUGAAGCCCAUAGAUGGUCGGAAGCUCCUGGAAUCCCUCAUGAAGACUAACUUUACUGGGGUGUCUGGGGACAUGAUCUUGUUUGAUGAGAAUGGUGACUCACCAGGAAGAUAUGAAAUCAUGAAUUUCAAGAAAAUGGGGAAGGACUACUUUGAUUAUAUUAACGUUGGCAGCUGGGACAAUGGAGAGCUGAAGAUGGACGAUGAUGAAAUAUGGUCAGAGAAAAAUAAUAUCAUCAGAUCCGUGUGCAGUGAACCCUGUGAAAAAGGCCAGAUAAAGGUGAUCCGUAAAGGAGAAGUGAGUUGCUGUUGGACCUGCACCCCUUGUAAGGAGAACGAAUAUGUAUUUGAUGAAUACACAUGCAAGGCCUGCCAGCUCGGCUCCUGGCCCAACGAUGACCUCACAGGUUGUGACCUCAUCCCAGUCCAGUAUCUCAGAUGGGGUGAUCCUGAACCAAUUGCAGCAGUUGUUUUUGCAUGUCUGGGUCUACUGGCCACCUUGUUUGUCACAGCUAUAUUCAUAAUGUACCGUGAUACUCCAGUGGUCAAAUCAUCCAGCCGAGAACUUUGCUACAUCAUUCUAGCUGGCAUCUGCUUGGGUUACUUGUGCACUUUCUGCCUCAUUGCGAAACCUCAACAGAUUUACUGUUAUCUUCAACGAAUCGGCAUCGGCCUCUCCCCAGCUAUGAGUUACUCUGCUCUAGUAACUAAAACCAACCGCAUUGCAAGAAUCCUGGCUGGAAGUAAGAAGAAGAUUUGUACCAAGAAGCCUAGGUUCAUGAGUGCCUGCGCCCAACUGGUUAUUGCGUUUAUCUUGAUUUGUAUACAAUUAGGCAUAAUUGUUGCCCUCUUUAUAAUGGAGCCACCAGAUAUAAUGCAUGAUUACCCCAGCAUCCGAGAGGUCUACCUGAUCUGUAACACCACCAACCUGGGUGUCGUAACUCCCCUUGGAUAUAAUGGAUUAUUGAUCUUGAGUUGCACCUUUUAUGCUUUUAAGACAAGAAAUGUCCCAGCUAAUUUUAAUGAAGCAAAGUAUAUUGCCUUUACAAUGUACACCACCUGCAUCAUUUGGCUGGCUUUUGUGCCAAUAUAUUUUGGAAGCAACUACAAGAUAAUUACCAUGUGUUUCUCCGUGAGUCUGAGUGCCACGGUGGCCCUCGGCUGCAUGUUUGUGCCCAAGGUCUACAUCAUCCUUGCAAAGCCUGAAAGAAACGUGCGCAGCGCGUUCACCACAUCGACCGUGGUCCGUAUGCACGUGGGGGAUGGAAAGUCAUCUUCAGCUGCAAGCCGCUCAAGCAGCCUGGUGAACCUGUGGAAAAGAAGGGGAUCAUCUGGUGAAACCCUUAGCUCUAAUGGGAAAUCAGUUUCCUGGGCCCAGAACGAGAAAAGCACUAGAGGAGCACACCUUUGGCAGCGGUUGUCAGUCCACAUCAACAAGAAAGAGAGUCCCAACCAAACUGCAGUGAUCAAGCCAUUUUCUAAAAGCACAGACAGUAGCCGACAUAGUAGCAGCGCUACAUUUCCCGAGGCCAGUGCCAAAACGCUUUACGACGUGUCAGAAGCAGAAGAGCAAUAUCCAGCUCAGUACCGGCCACAGACCCCCUCUCCUAUCAGCACCUUGAGCCACAGAACUGCCUCCGUUAGCCGAACAGAAGACGAUGCCCCCACCUUCCAGUCAGAGCCUCCUCAGCGAAGUAGCUCCUCUCAAGGCUCCCUCAUGGAGCAGAUCAGUAGCGUGGUUACUCGCUUCACGGCCAAUAUCAGUGAGCUGAACUCUAUGAUGCUUUCAACAGCCACUCCAGGGACAGUGGUGGCCAAUCCUCUCUGCUCUUCAUACCUGAUUCCACGGGAAAUUCAGCUCCCUACAACAAUGACCACAUUUGCAGAGAUCCAACCACUGCCUUCUAUUGAAGUCAAUGGCGCUUCGCAGUCAGCUAGGAAACCUUCAAAUGGCAGCGUUAAAGAAGGCACUUCAGAGACCCCAUCAACUAAGCAAGACCUCGAGGAGUUGGUAGCUUUAACUCCUCCUUCUCCUUUCAGAGACUCCAUCGAUUCUGGGAGUGCAUCUCCCAGCUCUCCAGUUUCCGAAUCGGCUCUCUGUAUCCCGUCCUCCCCGAAGUAUGACACGCUCCUCAUCAGAGAUUAUACUCAAAGUUCUUCUUCGCUGUGAAUGUAGUUCAAGACAACAUUGGAUCUCAAUGACUACAAGCAAGUAGUGAGAAGACAGCCAAGCCUUCAAGAGCUCCAGUGUUAACGAAGAUAGAGUGAGAGGCAUUGGGUCAUCUUGUGGGAAACAAAGAGGAGGAAGAGGAAUUACUUGAUAAGUGGAAACAUCAGAUUAAUGAUGCUGUUUUAAAGACUCUUGGCAGAUUAUCGUGGCCUUAAAAAAACAUGGGCUUUUCAGAAACACUGAAUCUAUUUUUGAGGGCUUAUAAGGAGUCUGUUAAAUCAGUUACAUACCAAGUGCUUUGCUUUAGUAUUAAAAUGAACCGUGUAUAUACGUAUACCGUUCAAUAUACGGGACGGGAGGGGAAAUGAGAUUGUAAACAACUGUACAAUGGUCUGUUUGUUUACUCUGAUUCCUUACCCAGAAGUGAACCUUGAUCUUUUAUCAAGAAUAGAAGACCAAACAUUGAAUGUACAUUUUCUAACAGACUCAAAUCUGGGACCAACCUGUUGAGCAUUCUUUUU
Apus apus (common swift) is the source of this 4519-nucleotide messenger RNA. It is a transcript of the gene GRM5, whose product is annotated as glutamate metabotropic receptor 5. The coding region runs from base 528 to 3998 and encodes 1156 amino acids. Gene Ontology annotation, molecular function: G protein-coupled receptor activity involved in regulation of postsynaptic membrane potential; adenylate cyclase inhibiting G protein-coupled glutamate receptor activity. Gene Ontology annotation, cellular component: postsynaptic density membrane. The transcript is spliced from 9 exons. Lineage: Eukaryota; Metazoa; Chordata; Aves; Apodiformes; Apodidae. Gene Ontology annotation, biological process: G protein-coupled glutamate receptor signaling pathway; regulation of synaptic transmission, glutamatergic; trans-synaptic signaling by endocannabinoid, modulating synaptic transmission. The record is from RefSeq and is a predicted model, not a curated record.